This is a messenger RNA of Uranotaenia lowii, 1832 nucleotides long. RefSeq names its product AP-1 complex subunit gamma-1-like. Bases 7 to 1143 code for a protein of 378 amino acids. The record is from RefSeq and is a predicted model, not a curated record. Lineage: Eukaryota; Metazoa; Arthropoda; Insecta; Diptera; Culicidae. Gene Ontology annotation, cellular component: AP-1 adaptor complex. Gene Ontology annotation, molecular function: clathrin-cargo adaptor activity. Gene Ontology annotation, biological process: Golgi to vacuole transport; intracellular protein transport; receptor-mediated endocytosis. The transcript is spliced from 5 exons.
GGGAACAUGAAUCAACUGGAGAACCGUCAGCCGCUAGUUCAGGUGGCCGUGUGGACACUCGGCGAGUACGGAGAAGCGGGCCAUUUCGAUGAGAACGAGCUAAUCGAGCAUUAUCGGCAGCUUUUGUGGGCUCCGCAGCUUUCCAUCACUACCAAGCAGUACAUUCUGGUGUCCCUGGCGAAAAUCAGCGUCCGCAUGGAGCAUUGUACCGCUAACAUCCAGAACAUCAUCAACUCGUUCCGGGUCCACCUGAACAUAGAUCUGCAGCAGCGGGCCGUGGAGUUCAACCAACUGUUCACCAGCCAUCAGCAUCUGCGGGCAGCCAUCCUGGAGAAGAUGCCAACGCUCAAGAUCACCGACAUAUCCACCUCCGAGUACAACUCCGACUUUGCACUGACGACGACAACCGCUACUUCAUCUUCUUCGCCUUCUUCGGGGGAGUCAUCGGCAGAAACAAGUCCAGGCCAGGGAACGUCCCCCAGCAAGGAGCCAUCGAAUCAAGACAUAUUACUGGACUUGUUGGGAGAUUCCUUCGUAAGCAGUUCAUCAACGUCGGAAACAGCAGCUACACCUAGUCCUCUGCAACAGUCAACACCGCUUGAGAUUGGAACUCCCUCAAAUGUAUUGUCGCCAAACAGGGACAUCCUCGAUCUGUUGGGUUUAUCAAAUAAUAAUAAUCAAGAUUCAGGACUGUUUGUGAAUCCAUCGUCAAGUGAUGCAGUAUUUAACGGCUUAAACAAUAACUAUGUCCAGCCUUCGGUUCCAGUUGGAUCACAGGAAUAUUCCGCAACCACCAUAUCGGUUUACAGCAGGGACAAUAUUGACAUACGGUUCAUUUUGAAACGUGAACAGGACCAUGCCGUGGUGACGGUUAAAACGACUAACAACUCGCUUAAUAUGCUGGAGAAGUACAUGUUCCAGGUGGCUGUUCCUAAAUCGUUUACCAUCCAAAUGUUGGAACCCUCUAGCACCGUCAUGCUGCCAGGGGAAUCUGUAGUGCAGGAUAUCAACGUAUACCGAACGGCGGGACAACCACCUGGGGCCUCGCUCCGGAUGAAGGUUCGCUUCUCGUACGAAAACGGCAACUACUCGAUGAUGGAACAGGCCGAGGUCAACGAUUUUCCCCCGGAUCUGUUCCUAUGAAUGGGGGAGUUUCCGCCGCCCAGAAAGCGCAAAACCCUGGCCGAUUACCAUUGCUCAAAGGGCAUCGCGAUGAUCGUCACCAUAGCCUCAGCUUCAGCAGCAGCAGGAACAGGACAGCACGAAAAGCAGGGCACAAUUUUCCACACAAUCCUUUCUAGAUCUACUAAAUCAAACUACAACCACAAACUAACGACUGCUACAGCAACAAGUGAUUUCGGGUACGUCUAGCGAACGCUCUGAAUAAUAAAAAUAAUACGCAAAACUGAAACUUCGGCUCAAUCAAACUUGUUUCUAAUCAUUAUUAUUGUUGAUAAGAUUUUAUCGAAAAGAAGAAAAUAUAGAAUGUUUUAUUGUAGAGUUUUAAACUGAAAUUACACAAGUGCAUAUAGAUAAUUUAAAUAAAUACCAAUUCAAACUGUCACGUCCCGCAUGUUCGCUUCAUUUCUGGUCCUCGCCUGGUUGUUUUACUUCUUCACACACAGGAAAGAAAACUCUCGACUUGGUUGGGUGCGCUGCUAGUUGUAAUGAACGAAGAAGCUAAACGACUUAAUCUCGCUCAAUCCGUGGGAUUUUGGAUCACAAUCAGCAGGAAGUCCUUAUCUGGGGCCACCAUAAUCUCGUGCUUCUUCGAGCGAACCCUCAGGAAGGUGAGAUCGUUCGAUGGAUCCAGAUCACGAACCACGCUCCGG